Letharia columbiana is the source of this 891-nucleotide messenger RNA. RefSeq lists its product as uncharacterized. Lineage: Eukaryota; Fungi; Ascomycota; Lecanoromycetes; Lecanorales; Parmeliaceae. Bases 1 to 891 code for a protein of 296 amino acids. The transcript has 3 exons. Gene Ontology annotation, molecular function: catalytic activity. The record is from RefSeq and is a predicted model, not a curated record.
AUGUCAAAUACCAAGACCGUCUCUGUUCCUCACCUCAAUGCCACUGCAGGCUACCAAAUGCCCCAUCCCUACGACCCAUCAAAACCCACCCUCGUCCUCGUUAACUCCUUCACUACAUCCUCCGACCUCUACGCUGGCCAGUAUGGCAACUCCAAGCUCACCUCCGCAAUGAAUCUCCUGGCCAUUGAGCUCCUUGGUCAUGGCAAGACCCGGACUCCGCACGAGAACUUCACGUAUUGGGAUACUGCUCUCAUGAACCUGCAAGUCAUGGAGUCAUUGGGAGUCAAGAAGGCUUUUGUACUCGGUACAAGCCAGGGUGGUUGGAUUACCGUGCGGAUGGCAUUGCUGGCGCCGGAGAAGAUCGAAGGAAUCGUGCCUCUAGGCACGAGUAUGGAUAGCGAGUCGGAGCGGACGAGGUCGUUAGGUUGUUGGGAUGGAAUCGAUGCUUGCACAGGGACGAUCGACAAAUGGACCACGACAAAGGCUACUCCCGGUUUUGAGCCUGAUGACCACUUCUGCAACUUCCUGAUUGACAUUGGGUUUGGAAGGAAUUGUGACAGCAGUGUUCGAGACUAUUGGAAAAAGACAAUCAAGUCCAACUACCAAGGCAACGAUGGCAGAAAGAGGGCGAGGAUGGCUGCUAUCAACCUCAGGGACAGAGAUGGGCUACAUGGGAGGCUUUUCGAUGUCGGAUGCCCAGUAAUGUGGCUCCACGGUACAAGUGAUGUGGUUUACUCAAUCGCAAACGCGGAACAGGAAAUAAAGAUGUUUGUGAACUCUCCGGAGGCUAAGCUUGUCACUAUCAAGGACGGGCAGCAUUUCUUGAGUGCAAGUCAUCCCAAGGAGGUAGAUAAUGCUUUGAUUGAAUUUGUGGGAAAAUGGCAUAUGUAG